Molecule: messenger RNA, 1248 nt
Organism: Spea bombifrons (plains spadefoot toad)
Lineage: Eukaryota; Metazoa; Chordata; Amphibia; Anura; Pelobatidae
Gene: FANCL
Product: FA complementation group L
Exons: 14
Coding region: 48-1151 (367 amino acids)
Biological process (GO): protein monoubiquitination; interstrand cross-link repair
Cellular component (GO): nucleus; Fanconi anaemia nuclear complex
Molecular function (GO): ubiquitin protein ligase activity
Source: RefSeq, a predicted model, not a curated record
GUAGUGUGAGCUGUACCAUAAAGAUUGGAGUUGACUCCAAAGAGCCAAUGUUGCGUCAUUGCCCCCUAUUGUUGGCUCAGGACCUCCAUGGGAGAGUGUAUGAUGGUUUCAUCAGCCUGCAGGAUAAGGAUUUUCGACUCCGGAUAAUUUUGCCUGCGGAUUUGCAACUACAGAAUGCAAACAUACAGUGCAGUUGGCAGUUGAAGAAAGCAUUGCAAGGCUAUCAACAGAUUUUAAGACAGCGACUACAGCAUAGUGCAGACCUGCCAAGCUUUAUGAUGGAGCUGAAGACUAUACUGGAAGUUGCUCUUAAGAACACAAACAUAUUACAGACUGCGCCUGCUCCACAGUAUUACUCCUGCCUUCUAAAAGAUAUUGAGGACCUUGGUUGGGACAAAUUAUCAUUUGUAGAUACUGAUUUUAGUACCAUCCAAUUAAAGAUUGAAGAUUCUUCUGGGCGUGAACACUUGGUCACGCUGAAGUUGAACUCCAGGUACCCAAAUGAGGCUCCAGAGUGCAAUGUAGAUUUCCCAAUUCCUUUUGCUGUUUCAUGGACACCACAGAGUUCCCUGCAAAAUAUUCACAAUCAAAUUGUAUCCACAUUGGAGUCAUUAAAAGGCUUUUGGGAUGCUUUGGAUGAAAUUGAUAAGAAUACCUGGGUACUGGAACCAGAAAAACCCACCCGCAGUGCCACUUUGAGAAGAAUCGCAAUAGGUAAUAACUCAUCCAUCACAAUUGACCUUGAUCCGAGACAUCCAACCAUGCUUCCAGAGUGCUACUUUCUUGGGGCCGACCAUGUGGUAAAUCCUCUGAGAGAGAAACUUAACUGCAACAUACAUUUAUGGGAUCCAGAAAAUGGCUUAUUGCAAAAUUUGAAAGAUGUUUUGGAAAUUGAAUUUCCAUCAAGGUCUCAUUUAGAAAAAGCAGAUUUUAGCAUGGACUGUGGGAUAUGCUAUGCAUACAGACUUGACUCUGCAAUUCCAGAUCAAGUGUGUGAUGAUCCACGAUGCGGACAGCCCUUUCACCAAGCUUGCUUGUAUGAGUGGCUAAGAGGCCUCCCUUCCAGCAGACAGAGCUUCAAUGUUAUGUAUGGAGAAUGUCCCUAUUGCAAUAAGCCUAUUACACUGAAGCUGUCUAACAAAAAAUACUGAUAUCAUCCCCAAAGUUGGAGAUUGCAAGAAGAAGCCACAUACUUCAAAAAAAAUACAGAACAAUAAAUAUCAGCAUCAAAAGCACUGGAAUCAUUAA